AUGAGUGUUCAAUUCACAAACGUCAAUGACUGGAUCAGCCCAAGGUUCACAGGUCUUCCUUCGAUCGCCAAGCAGUCGCGAUCUCGGGCCACGGGCUCCAGCCAAGUAACUGGACUGCCGAGUCCUGGUAGCAGCGGCACAGAAGCAGAGUUCCCUCAUGUUGUGUUCAUCGCCAAUGCACGGAUGGGACACGACUCAGGGGGUCCGUAUGCUUACAAAGGCAUCUGUCCAGUCAAAAAGAAGAUCAACGGCUCUUAUUUUCAGCUACACUCGCCAGCGGGUGCCUGUCCAUGUUAUGGGACGAAAAGUAAAAUGCAACCUUUCGAGGCAAUUGGAGGCACCAAUGUUUUCCAGAGCAAGAUACCAGUUAGUUUUAAAGUUUCGGUUGAGAAACACGAUAGUCUGGGACAGAAACUCGCUUAA
Molecule: messenger RNA, 423 nt
Organism: Pyricularia oryzae 70-15
Lineage: Eukaryota; Fungi; Ascomycota; Sordariomycetes; Magnaporthales; Pyriculariaceae
Exons: 3
Coding region: 1-423 (140 amino acids)
Source: RefSeq, a predicted model, not a curated record